Messenger RNA from Rangifer tarandus platyrhynchus (Svalbard reindeer), 750 nucleotides. The record is from the annotation of a GenBank genome assembly. NCBI's taxonomy places the organism in Eukaryota, Metazoa, Chordata, Mammalia, Artiodactyla, Cervidae.
AUGCGCCCAGAGGUGUGGACACCAGCGCCGUGCCCAGAGUCACACCAGAUCUUGUCACUUCUUCCCGGAUGCAAGGAGCCUGACAGCUCCUUCUGUGUUUGCUUUCCCCUGUUUGGUGCGAUCCCGAGCAGCCUGCUGGAGGCGAGCCACCGGUGUGCAGAUGCAGGCGUGGACAGCAGAGCCGGCGGUCUGUGGGACCCCGCGUUCCCCAGUGGACACGGGCAGCUCUGGGUGCGGUCCCCGGAGAGGCGGCCAGAGGGUGCCCGCCAGGCUGCUGGUCGUCAGCACGAAGCCCGGCCUCUCGUCUUCCUGGGACGCGACAGCCUGGCCAGCGGGAAGAAAGAUUCCAGUGAGAAGGCAAGAAGACACGCAGCAGCGCUGGGUGGCAUAGUCCCCUUGGCAAGGCGCGGGGUUGUUCUGAAUGGGGCGCCCCACCGACGCGUGGCUCCUUCCAGAAAGCCUGAAGGUGGGGUGCGCGCGGAGCAUACGCGGGGGACCGAGGCUGUGGCCACGCUGGCUUCUUUCGAGCCGCGGGCGAGUAAUAAACCACCCGGACCCCGCCACCCCACCCCGCCAGGCGCUCAGGCGCGGCCGCGCGAGAUGCGCCCCGAAGCCCGCUUGCCGGGAAACGCUGGCCCGUCCCCUCCCGCUCCCACCUUCCGCGAAAGCAAAGAGCAAAACCCACAGAAGUCGUGCGAACUCUCGGGCUACACACGCACAGACCUCGCCAUCAAAGUCCUACUUUUAUAG